Siniperca chuatsi (mandarin fish) is the source of this 2236-nucleotide messenger RNA. It is a transcript of the gene tfg, whose product is annotated as trafficking from ER to golgi regulator. Gene Ontology annotation, molecular function: identical protein binding. NCBI's taxonomy places the organism in Eukaryota, Metazoa, Chordata, Actinopteri, Centrarchiformes, Sinipercidae. The coding region runs from base 184 to 1434 and encodes 416 amino acids. The record is from RefSeq and is a predicted model, not a curated record. The transcript has 8 exons. Gene Ontology annotation, biological process: COPII vesicle coat assembly; endoplasmic reticulum to Golgi vesicle-mediated transport. Gene Ontology annotation, cellular component: endoplasmic reticulum exit site.
CGUGCAAUGAAUGCCACGUACUGGUUGACGUUGACAGUUUGGAGGACACUUCCUGAUGCUGGCACCCGGGUCUAGCUAGGCUAGCUAACAGAUUUGAUUUUCACGGUUUGCGGAAACCUGUGAAAUACAGCGUGGUCAAGUCGUCUGAUUCAGUGGUGGGAGCAGAAGAGGUCGGACGGCACCAUGAACGGCCAGCUGGACCUGAGCGGGAAGCUCAUCAUCAAAGCCCAGUUGGGCGACGACAUCAGACGCAUCCCUAUCCAUAAUGAAGACAUUACUUAUGAUGAGCUAGUGCUGAUGAUGCAGCGUGUCUUCAGGGGAAAGCUGCAGAGUAAUGACGAGGUUACCAUUAAAUACAAGGAUGAAGAUGAUGACCUCAUCACCAUCUUUGACAGCUCUGACCUCUCCUUCGCCAUCCAGUGCAGUAGAAUACUCAAAUUGACUUUGUUUGUGAAUGGUCAGCCGCGGCCUUUGGAGUCUAGUCAGGUGAAGUACCUGCGCAGGGAGCUCAUUGAGCUCAGAAAUAAAGUCAACAACCUCCUGGAUAGCCUGGAGCCCCCCACAGAGCCUGGUCUGGCUGCUACAGCACCGGACAGCGAAUCAGUGGAUGGACGUGAAGGCAAAGUGGUGGCAGCAGACCCCACAGUGAAACAGGCCACUCCAGUCAGUGCAGCCAGCAUGUCAGCCUUCGACCCGUUAAAAAACCAGGACGAGGUCAGCAAGAAUGUCAUCUCUGCUUUUGGCCUCAGCGAGGACCAGGCCCCAGCUCCCCAAGCGGUUGCACCAGAGGAGCGCUCAGGAACCCCUGACAGCAUUGCCUCCUCCUCGUCUGCAGCCCCUCAGCCAGGAGUGCCCCCCCAACCACAGGGUCCCUAUCCUGGAGUACAGCAGGGACCCCCAGCUGGCAUGGAUGGUCAGGUGUACCAGCAGUACCAGGCUCCAGGUGGAUACCCGCCUCAACAACCAGGUGCCCCACCGCAGCAGCAGUACGGUAUGCAGUAUUCUGGAUACAGCCCUCAGCCCGGAGCCCCUCAGCCUGGCCCGCCACAGCAGCAGCCACAGCAGCAGCCACAGCAGCAGCCACAGCCGCAACAGCAGUUUCAGAACUACGCACCUCCUGCCUCCCAGGCUCCAGCCCCUGGUCCGGCUCCAGGGUUCCAGGGUGGCCAGCAGCAGCCCCAUCCAUCUCAGGGAGCCCAGCAGUAUCCACCAGGAGCCUUCCCUCCCCAAAACUAUACCUCCCAGGCCUCCCAGCCUGCCAACUACAGUCUGCCGCCCAGCUCCCAGCCCACUUCAGGGUACCAACCCCGCCCAGGAUACACCCCGCCUCCAGGCAACACUGUCACCCCUCCACCAGGAGCUGCUAACCCAUACGCCCGUAACCGCCCCCCUUAUGGCCCGGGCUACGCUCAACCAGGCCCUGGAUACCGGUAAAAGAGGAUAGCGGAUGUUACUGAUCCUUACCCCCCCCCCCAAACCCCUACCCUAUAUGUGGCUCCAACUGUUUGGAGUGGGUGCAGGAAAACCGAUUUACUCUGCAGCGCCCUCCCCAGUACAAAUAUCAAGUCCAAAUAUGAAACAAGCAACUCCCCCAGUCUGAUGGUUAGUGUUUGUAUGUCAAUCCAACAUACCACUCUGUUCUGGCCCUGGUGUAUGUUCCCUGUGUUAUUUUCCUCUAUUCUCCUGUCACCACCACCACCACCACCACCACUGUCUGCUUUGCCCUCUUGUAUCUGUUAUUGACCAAAACAGGCUGUUGCACAAACUGUUUAUUGUUCUUUUCAUGGUAACGCUUCAUUUUGCGAGUGAGAUCAGCAUCCGCAUUGUGCAUUUGUCAAUGACAAACAUCUCAGCUGUUUGUGUUGCGUUUACUGUGUAUAGAUGCAUUUACAAGACACUGUCUAAAUGAAAAGUUACCCCUUUGUCUGUUUGUUUUUUCUUUUAUUUGAUCAAUUUCACCACCAUGUCGGUAUUAAUGAUGUAUCAAUGAACCUGCCCCAUGUUGGGAACACUAGCUAAGUGAUGGCUUAUGGGAGGUGUAGAUCCCAGUGUCACGAAAAAGGCUUCUUUCGUUUAACUUGUUAAUCACCUCCAGUAAAGCUUGCUAUUCCUCUGUCUCUCUUUAUCUAAUCACUGGUUUUUACUAAUAAAUUAAAUUCCACCUUCAAGUGAAAUUAGUUGUUUAUGUAUAAACUGUAACAUUCUUUUCUUGAACCUAAUAAAUGAUUGAGACCCA